CCAAACACUACAAAAUUAAAAAUAUAAUUUUCUUGUGUUGGAAUCGGACGGGAUUGAGGGCGGCGAGGACGAGGACGAUUCAAUGGGAAGCCAUUGCUGUCUGCCCCGCGCUUCUCUGCUCCUCGCUUCCAUUCCUUACUCGAUUCCGACCAGGAGGCUCGGUUUCUCUUAUUCCGCUGCCCGCCGUUAUGCUGCCUCGUCGUCCCAUACUAUACGCACCACCGAGUUCACUUGGGACGACGUGCUUUGCGUCUCCGGAGCUCGGACGCAUCGCUCGUCUGACCUCAGAGGAUUUUUCGAGAAAGUGUCGAUCUGCAAUCGCAACUCUGAUAUGGUAUGUGAGUUCAUACCUUUCGUGAUUGAAGGACGGAUUGUGGGCUAUGUUCACAACGGAUUUGCUCAUCAUCUGAGAAGAUAUAAUGAUGUAUUCAUAUUUCCAAAAGACAAUUCUUACGGAACCAAUUUUGGAUGCUACCUAACAUUGCAUCCUGCGCUAAAGGCCCCUGAGGACAGGACAGAAGCUAUUGGAAACAUAAUCAAAUCCUGGGGUGAAGAACUUAUUCCUGGAAUUCGAAAUGAGCUCUAUCCUGUUAUGUCUUCUUUUGGGAAACCUGAAAUUUUCUCCCUCGAACGUGCAGCAGCUCCAUAUUUUGGAAUAAAGGCUUAUGGAGUUCACAUGAAUGGCUAUGUUGAAAAAGAUGGCAUUAAAUAUCUGUGGGUUGGGAAACGAAGUAAAGAAAAGCAAACUUAUCCUGGGAAGCUCGAUCAUUUGGUUGCUGGAGGCCAGCCGCGUGGGAUCCCUUGUGGGGAAAAUCUUGUGAAAGAAUGUGAAGAAGAAGCUGGGAUUCCGAGAUCAAUUUCCAGCAAAGCCACAGCAGCUGGAGCCAUAUCGUACUCGGACAUUGAUGGGCAUAGAUUCAAGAGGGAUGUUCUCUUUUGCUAUGAUCUUAAGCUUCCCGAGGACUUCAUUCCCUUUAAUGAGGAUGGAGAGGUGGAAAGCUUUAAGUUAAUCCCUGUAACCCAAGUUGCAGAUAUCAUAAGGAACACAGAUUUCUUCAAGCCAAAUUGCGGUUUAGUCAUUAUUGAUUUUUUGUUUCGCCAUGGGUAUAUAAAUCCAGAAGAGUUGGGAUAUCUGGAUCUACUGCAGAGUCUUCGACAGGGCGAUUGCUCCUAAAUGGUACCAUUUUGACGAUAAUCUAAUUUUUUGCUAUUUAUUAACCGAUAAUAUUUUGGAAAACACUAAGUGUGAGUUCCUCCGCUCGUUGACAGACUUACUCUCUCAUCGAGUUGUUUAAUCUAGUGUAGUACAACAAAGGCUAUAGGGAAUAUACAUACAAUUGUUAUUGUUGAGAUCUAUCUAUAAGAAUUUCUCACAUAACAUCCCUCAACUCGAAAGGUCUGGUCUACAUCCUACCUUAAAACC
Molecule: messenger RNA, 1423 nt
Organism: Andrographis paniculata
Lineage: Eukaryota; Viridiplantae; Streptophyta; Magnoliopsida; Lamiales; Acanthaceae
Product: nudix hydrolase 20, chloroplastic-like
Exons: 9
Coding region: 83-1174 (363 amino acids)
Molecular function (GO): 8-oxo-dGDP phosphatase activity
Source: RefSeq, a predicted model, not a curated record